AUGCCGGCCGAGAACAUUUAUCCCGCUAGCAAUGGGCGAUUCGCCGCUCCCCCUCCGCGCGAGAGGUCGAAUGCCCCGUCCACACCCUCUCGCAAGGAACGCCAAAGGGAGAGCGCCGCCAUGCAGGACCCUGGGCUCAAGGAUUAUCGCUUGGGCGAAUGCCUCGGAAAGGGAGCCUUUGGGUCGGUGUACAAGGCUUUCAACUGGGGUACCGGAGAGGCCGUGGCCAUUAAGCAAAUCAAGCUAACAGAUCUACCAAAGAGUGAGCAGCGGAUGAUAGAGAGCGAAAUUGACCUGCUCAAGAACCUUUUUCAUGAGAACAUUGUCAAGUAUAUCGGUUUCGUCAGGUCAACCGAAUGCCUCAACAUCAUCCUGGAAUACUGUGAGAAUGGCUCGCUCCAUUCAAUAUGUAGAGAAUAUGGCAAGUUUCCAGAAAACCUCGUCGGCGUCUACACCACCCAAGUUCUCCAAGGCCUUCAGUACCUUCACGACCAAGGUGUCAUCCAUCGCGACAUCAAGGGCGCCAACAUUCUCACCACGAAGGACGGGACAGUCAAGCUUGCCGACUUUGGUGUCUCGACCAGCACGCUUGCUGGUGGACAGGACAAGGAGGCGCAAGUCGUUGGCACUCCUUACUGGAUGGCCCCUGAGAUCAUCCAGCUGUCCGGCGCCAGCUCCGCCUCAGAUAUCUGGAGUGUUGGAUGUACCGUUAUCGAGCUUCUCCAGGGCAAGCCGCCAUAUCAUAAUCUGGCCGCCAUGCCGGCGUUAUUCGCCAUUGUCAACGAUGACCACCCUCCACUACCGGAAGGCAUCUCAGCUGCUGCCCGAGAUUUCCUCAUGCAGUGCUUUCAGAAGGACCCCAAUCUCAGAGUUUCAGCUCGAAAACUACUCAGGCAUGCCUGGAUUGUGGGGUGUCGCCGCACAGACGCGCCCGUCUCAAGGACGCCGGCCAACUUCGACGAUGCGGUUGAGGAGGUUAAGCAAUGGAACAAGGCCCUCAACUCCUCGGGGACUUCUCUCCGCACAUCUUUAGGCUCCGACGCCGUCUCUCGAAUCUCUAGCGGAACACCGUCUAAGGGACGGUUAGGUCUUGCCAAACCAAGGCUCAGCGCUGGUGCAGGUGCGGGAAUAGGUGCCUUCAAACUAGCUGAGCUAGAUGAUGAUAAUUGGGACGACGACUUUGCAACAGCAAUUUCUCCUAGUGCUUUGCAACUUCCACAUCUAAGACCGCAAGAUAAUUUUGGGGGGCUUCUCUCCGCUGACAAACUCAAGGCUUUUGCGUCAGUGAAUGAUCUCAGGGGCGAUGUGAACAACUACGAUAACGAUUUUGAAGGCGACAUGAUGACCAUUAAGGGGCCCAACAAUGAGCUCUACCAGGAAUCCCAAGAGCAGACAAUACGGCCGACCCUCAGUCAAGCAGUUACUUCGCCUAACUUGUCUCGGACCAAAUCGCCUCCAAAGCCGCACUUUGGGAACAAGUUCGAGUUGCCUCCUCGCCCUGGCGCUAUUUACCGAGAGCAGAGCUCUGAGGACUACUCGGAUCUCUUUUCUGAUGAUGAUAGUGUGUUUGACCAAAAGGUUCAUCAAGCCGUCCGAAAGGGCGGCCUGCGUCAACCUGAAGCGCCUCAGCUCUUCCACCCAUCAGACCUUACCAGCUUGCCUCGAUCAAUGCAGGCCCCUGACGGCAGCGUGGUAAGGAAAAAGGCACUAUCAAGGCCGUCAGUCCUUCCCGAUCGCCCCAUGAGACGUACUCGCUCUUCUAUCGAGAUUCAGAAAUUCGCCGAAGAUGAUGAUGAGGAUUUCUCCGACGUUUUCGGGCCGGAGGAAUCCAUAGCCGAAAGAGAAGAAAGUGAGCGAGGCUCAGAAGAAGCCGGUCUCAUGCUCCUGUCAAGAAUGUCAGGAAACUCUUGGUUAGGCGACGACGAUGACGAAGAUGACCCGUUUGCGUCCAUGGACCCAGGGUGGGACGAGAUGGAUAUGGAUGCGAAGAUUGCGCGAGACAGGCAUGCACGGCUUGCUGAAAAGAUAGAAGAACUAGUUGGUUCUCUAAAGAUGACUGAAGGCGAAGACAUAUUGGCGGAUCUCUCUGAACAUUUACUGGGAUUGUUAUGGGAAAACCCAGAAGCAAAAAACCUCAUCAUCAGUGCUCAUGGGCUGUUGCCUCUAUUGGAAAUUUUGGAGCCCUGUACGGUAAAGAGUAGACACCAUAUGAUUCUUCAGCUGCUUAAAGUCGUCAACGCGAUCAUUCUCGAUGACGUUGAAAUUCAAGAAAACCUGUGCUUCGUUGGAGGAAUACCCAUCAUCACCAAGUUUGCCGCGCGGCAAUAUUCUAAUGAGAUUCGCCUUGAGGCGGCCGCAUUCGUCCGCCAAAUGUACCAGACCUCGACUUUGACGCUACAAAUGUUUGUCUCAGCAGGUGGUCUGAACGUCCUCGUCGAAUUCUUGGACGAAGACUACGAUAGUUCUCGAGAUCUUGUGCUCAUCGGGGUAAAUGGUAUUUGGAACGUGUUUGAACUGCAGGGCCCGACUCCCAAGAACGACUUUUGCCGAAUUUUCUCAAGGAGUAAAAUCCUUUACCCGCUUGCGCUCGUUUUACAUCGUGUCCUUGAUGAAGAAGGGGAAGACGAGCUGAGUGAGCUCAUCGAGGGCCGCAUCGUCAACAUCUUUUACCUUUUUAGCCAAGCCGAGAACUAUGUCAAGGAAGUGGUGGCAGAUCGCCAGGUACUGAAGAGCGUCCUCAAAGAUCUCCGUCGAAUGACGCCGGCACAUCAGAUUACCAUGCUUAGAUUCAUCAAAAACCUGUCCAUGCUCUCAACAACCAUCGAAUCAUUGCAUUCUGCUGAUGCCAUCGACUUCCUCAUCGACUUGUUAAGUUACAGCAUGAAGAAAAAUCACCAACACCUCCGUGAGAUCUCUAAUCAGGUUCUCAAUACGAUGUUCAACCUCUGCCGGCUAAGCAAGGAGAGGCAGGAAGAUGCUGCCGUUGGAGGUAUCAUCCCGCUGUUGCUACGAAUCAUGAAGACUGACCGGCCGCCGAAAGAGUUUGCCCUGCCAAUCCUCUGCGACAUGGCUCACUCUGGAUCUAAGGGGCGAAGAUACCUUUGGCAGAACAAGGGUCUCGAUUUCUACGUGUCAUUACUGUCGGACCAGUACUGGCAAGUUACCGCGCUGGAUGCCAUUUUGGUCUGGCUCCAGGAGGAAACGGCCAAUGUGGAAAACCAUCUGAUGGACAACAACUUCUCGCGAGCCAUUGUCUCUUGCUUUGGUACCAACAGACUCAACGCGUUUGACUUUAAUCUUUUGGAGCCGCUGCUCAAGCUUCUUCGUCUAAGUCCAGGCUUGACAGCAUCACUAGCAAAGCCCGAGAUGUUUGCUGGCAUUACCCAGAGGUUAGGACACAAAAAGGCAGUAGUGCGGCUUAACUUGUUGAGGCUUGUGCGUGCCAUUAUGGACGUCUGCGACCCUGGAGUCCUCGGGAGCGGAGAUGGUGCCCGGACACUCAACAGCGCUCAGAUGCGAUCCCUCAUGGACUCGAUUCAGCUUCUGGCGGAGAAGGAUUCCGCUGUGCUCGUUCGCAAUCUUGCUUCGGAGCUUAUCAAGGCACAUUCUUCCCAACCGGCAUCGCCGGUCAUGAUGAGGCACGAAGGGAUGAUUUCUUCCACCCAGGUCAAUCUAUCAUCCUCAUCAAGACGCGGGUCAAGGCACAACACGAAUUACACGCCGCAAAGCCUACAGUCAUCCAUGUCUAUGCCUCAGACCCCAACGCAUAGGAGUAGAGGCAGUAGCAAUGCCUUUAUCGAAGUUGCUGCCAGUCCUCGCCGAUCAGGGGCGGCGCUAGACCGAGAGAAUGCCAUGUACCGGCCACAGAGCCGAGAAGGGCCCCCGCGGCGAGUGAGCAACGACUCCAACUCGAUGGCUAGCAGCAGCAGUGGCGGAGCCGGUGGCUACGGACUGAAGAGCCGAUUAACGCCGCGAACGCCCAUCACGUCGAGCAUACAGCAGCGGAGCAGCGCGGGUAUGCUGAGGGGAGAGUUCAUGGCUCCCAUGGUUGUUCGCAGCGAGAGCAAUCUUAGUAGCAAUGGAUCUCGGCCAAGUAGUAGCGCUAGUUCGGGCAUUGUUUCCACGCCGAAAGCGAGACACAAGACGUCGUCGUCGUCAAUUGACGUUAUGCGGCAGUCAAGCCGAUGA
Messenger RNA from Trichoderma breve, 4188 nucleotides. RefSeq names its product protein kinase domain-containing protein. Gene Ontology annotation, cellular component: cytoplasm. The coding region runs from base 1 to 4188 and encodes 1395 amino acids. Gene Ontology annotation, biological process: protein phosphorylation. Gene Ontology annotation, molecular function: protein serine/threonine kinase activity; ATP binding. NCBI's taxonomy places the organism in Eukaryota, Fungi, Ascomycota, Sordariomycetes, Hypocreales, Hypocreaceae. The transcript has 11 exons. The record is from RefSeq and is a predicted model, not a curated record.